GUGUAGUGGCAGAACUGUGACCGACCCCCACCAGCCACCGUCGUUUGUUUGUUUACAUCUAGUAACCAAGGCAGCUUUGUGCCUUCUGCUAAUUCUUCCCUUCAGUAAUCUAUCUCUGUUUUUCAACCUUUUUCUACUUUUCUGGAUUAAAUAUUGGUUCACUUUAUAAUGGUGAACUGCUCUAUCGAGGGUUGCAAGUCCAAAGUCGGCCGUGAGAAACUAAGUUUUUACACAAUUCCUGCUGUAAUUACCAGACAGUGUGAUUUGACAUUGGAGCUGUCAGAACGUCGAAGAAAAGUCUGGUUUGAGUGUAUUUACCGUCCGGGCUUUGAUGAGGCGGAUGCCCCUCGCUACGUGCGAGUCUGCUCCAAACACUUCGUCAAUGGUAAACCUUCGGCAUUAUUUGAUGUGGCAAAUGCUGACUGGGUGCCAUGUCUCAACCUGGGUCGCUCAUCACGGAUUUCUACAAGAAGUUCUGUUGCCAAAAAGCGUCCCACGGUUCAAAAGAAAUCAAAACGAUGCGAUGAUAGCACACCACUCAGUCACAGAAUAGUUGAUGGCGACGAAAAUGAUGAAAAAAUAUGUCCUCCAACUGUUAGUCUUUCUGCAGAGGAGCAUGAAAGAAUAGCAAAAGCAGAAACUACCCCAGGAAUUAUCUGCCAAACAGAAAUUACCUCAGAAGGCUUGUCGAGACUUGAGGAUAUGUACAAAAGUGUGCUAGAAGAGAACAUUGCUUUGAGGAAGGAAUUGAUUACUCUGAAGUCUCUUGUAAACGGAAUGUCCGAUGCUGAUGAAGGUCUAGGCAAUAGUGAUAAUGAAGGUGCACCAGCUGGACUGGAAAGAGUUGAAGUAAUUCUCAAAACUGAACUUGAGACAGAAAUAGAGCCAGAAGCCUGCCUUGGGCAAGACCCGUUUGCAGAGAGGAACCAGCCGCCCUGUGGGCCAGAUAGGCGACUGGAGAAGCAGAAGGCAGUGCAGGGCGGAGAGGGAACUCAAACGACACUCCGACUGCGUGAUGUCCGGCGUCCUCGAGCCGUGCGCUCCCAGAAGAACCUGGAGGACCCUCUCCCGGAUCCAGAACCUGAACCGGACUCUGGAUCUGAUCGUGGCCAGGCAUGUGCUGAUGAUGAGGAAAAUAAUGGGCAAGGCUCCGAGUCUGAUGAACCUGAACCUAAGCGUCGGAAAACGUAUCAACAGAAGCGGGAGAAGAAGUUCCCAUGUGCUGAGUGUGGUCAAAAAUUCAUCUCGAGGCAAGCACUGGAAAUUCACUUCAGGAUCCACACUGGGGAACGACCAUUUGAGUGUGCAGUAUGUCAGAGAGGCUUCAGUGUGGCCAGUACACUCAAGGCACAUAUGAGGACUCACACUGGGGAGAGACCAUUUGCAUGCAAUAUGUGUCCAAGAACCUUUUCAGAACAUGGGACUUUAAAAUGUCACAUGAGAACUCACACAGGUGAGAAGCCAUAUGAGUGUGAUGUAUGCCACAAGAAGUUCUCGGAGAACAGUACACUCAGAAGACACCUGCUUACUCACACUGGAGAGCGGCCAUUUGAAUGCAUGACCUGUCACAGUAAGUUCAUUCAGAAGUACAACUUGAAUAACCAUAUAAGACGGGUGCAUACUGGAACAAUUUUAGGCCUAUAAUUUUGAGUAGUGUCUAUCUGUGUUUGGCUACUCAGAUCUCAUUUGAAGUGUACUAGUCAUUUUAAAACUUUCCUAAUUUUGCGUGUUUGUUGUUGUUUAUUAUUUAUUAUUAUUAUUAUUAGUCUCAUUGUCUAGUCAGUGCAGAACUGUCAAUAAAUUUGUAAGUUGUGAUCUUUAGCUUUACCCCAAGAAAGUGAAAGUAAGAAGUUUAGUCUAAUUAAUAAAUGUGCUGUCCAUUAACAAUGCGAAAUCUUAAACCUCAAAAUACAGUUUCUUUUUUUGUUAAAUCAAACUUUAUCUUGAGACAAAUGGACAGAAUAUAUAUUAAGACUUGGGUCCUCUUUAUGAACGCAGUAGUUAAUAUUGUACAAAAAAAGUCUAGUCCUACUCCAUUUGGGUCUUUGUUUUAAUUUGUUAGAACUUGUUUUCCUUUGUGUUCUUGAAAGACUUACUAAUUGCUGUACAUAUCUACAUUCCGAAUAAAAACCCUUUUGGUAAAAAGAUAAGAAAGAAAAGUUGGAUUUUUGACUCAAAUUUUAUUGAAAAAGUAAUGUGUGACAAGAUAUAGUAAUGACAGUGGCAAUAUUUUCCACUCAUUACCAUCACAUUUUAACUCCAAACACAAUCAACCAAUGAGCAGCCUGAUUUCACAUUUACAAAUCAAGUGAAAAUUUUCUUUGAUCAGGUUACCUUAUCACUCCUGAAAAAAAAAAAAA
This is a messenger RNA of Thrips palmi, 2360 nucleotides long. Its product is annotated as zinc finger and SCAN domain-containing protein 23-like. Gene Ontology annotation, biological process: regulation of transcription by RNA polymerase II. The record is from RefSeq and is a predicted model, not a curated record. The transcript has 3 exons. Bases 169 to 1644 code for a protein of 491 amino acids. Gene Ontology annotation, molecular function: RNA polymerase II cis-regulatory region sequence-specific DNA binding; DNA-binding transcription factor activity, RNA polymerase II-specific. NCBI's taxonomy places the organism in Eukaryota, Metazoa, Arthropoda, Insecta, Thysanoptera, Thripidae.